Molecule: messenger RNA, 1514 nt
Organism: Neolamprologus brichardi
Lineage: Eukaryota; Metazoa; Chordata; Actinopteri; Cichliformes; Cichlidae
Product: zgc:158868
Cellular component (GO): cytoplasm
Molecular function (GO): oxidoreductase activity
Source: RefSeq, a predicted model, not a curated record
GGAAGAACAAGGUGUUUUCUUAAAUGGUGCAACAGCAGCAGCACUCUAACACAUGCUCAGUUACUCUCAAAAGAAUAGUCAGGCAGGAGCUACUGUUUGACCAGCAGAUCAGCCAACAUGCCAGUGGAACUGAAAGGGAACAUUUUAGUGACAGGGGCCAACAGAGGCCUUGGUUUGGAGCUGGUGAAACAGCUGGCAGAGACGACAGGACAAGAGGCUCACAUCUAUGCCUGCUCCAGAGAGCCUGAAGGAAGCAGAACUGAGGCACUGAGACAGUUAACCACCCGACAUCCUGGAAAGAUCACUAUAAUCAAGCUAGAUGUUGCAGAUGAGGAAAGUAUCUCAGCUGCUGUGCAGGCUGUGCAAGAUCAGAUCGGGGAUGCUGGGUUGAAUAUCCUUAUCAACAAUGCUGGUAUUAGGAAACCGGCCUUGUCAGGAGCAUUAUCUGCUACCAAGAAAAACGACAUGAUGGAGGUGUAUGAAACCAAUGUGGUCGGACCAUUUACCAUUGCAAAGAUGUUUCUUCCACUCCUGAAAAAAGCAGCACAGAGGGAUUCUUCUGCAAAGGGCAGUGAUGAUAAAACUGCCUGCAGCUCAGCCAUCAUCAACAUCUCCACGGCUAUCUCAUCCAUAGAGAAAUGUCCAGAGACCUUCUCAGCAGCACAGAUGUAUCCUUAUAGAAUAAGCAAGGCAGCAUUGAACAUGCUGACUCGCUGUCAAGCCGAAGACUUCAAGACUCACAAUAUAGUGGUGACAGCCAUACACCCAGGCUGGGUCCAAACUGAGAUGGGAGGAGAAAACGCUCCUUUGACCACCGUGGACAGCGUACUUGGCAUGCUUAGUGUGAUAUCGUCACUUAGCAACAAAGACAGAGGGAUGCUUCUGGACUGGCAGGGCAACACCAUCCCCUGGUAGCCGUCAUGUCAAAACCAGGCUAAUAGACAAUGUUUUCAGGUUAAAAUUCAAAUGAGAAAAAGCAUACACGAAUAUAAAGAUAAUAAAACAUUGAGGAGGAGAUUUUUUUAAACUCAUUUUAUUCUUUUCUUUUUUUUAACAUGUACUAGAAGCUUUCUGCAAACUGAACUGCUGGCCACGGUUCACCAGAGGAAAUUAAAUGACUUCACGAUCUAUAAUCUGGCCAUGCUUAGAAAUUUGUCUGUUUUCAUUGCGGGGAGACAAUAAUUUCCUACAGAGGAAUAAAAUUUAAUCUGAAAUUUCAGACAGUAUUAUAUGUAAAGAUUCAUUAAUCAUAUUAACAUCUCUAUAAGCAUUUCAGCCAGUAAGCAGAGUUUAUAGUUUGGAGGUGGCAUAGAAAUGAUGGUAUACAGAGAAAAUUAGCACUGGAAUGAACAACAUUUGAACUUCAGAUGGUUGUUAAGGCGUCUGUGUUGUCUUUCACAAAGGCUGUGGCUUCCAAAUGCUCUGUAGUAACAGAUAUUAUUAAAAACAUGAGUGCUAACAGGGAAAUAAUUUUACUCUACAUGUUUGCUUCUGUAAUAAAGUGAUAAACCGGU